AUCAGUAUCAAGUAUUUUUUUUUCAUGAAUUUGAUCAGUCAGAGCAUAUCCAUUCAUUGAAAUGUGUAUGUGAAUGAAAAUGUAUUUGGGUCAGUCUUUUACUUUGAGCCCUUUACAAGCUCUAGCCUAUUUAUUAUUAAGUAAAUUGUGAUUAGAAGUCGAAGUUAAACAUAACUCAACACAGCAAAGCAUCCUUAGAGAGAUUCACCAAAACAAGAGUGCUGUGUUGUCACUCUGUGUCUUAAUUAAAAGCAGGUGUCAAAUCAAAAUGCUCAAUAUGCUUAAUCAACUGUGAUUUUAACCACUCUGUGUACAAUAUCGUACGGUCCCUUGCUUAUCAAAUGAACCACACACUGAUUCUGGAAUAUAAACUUAAGACGAGUUACGUCCAUGUGAGUAACGUCAGCUCCACCGGGAACAGCCCGGACUGCGGCUGCAGCCGUGUCAAACAACCUCCAACUGAUUACAGCUUUCAAGGGAAAGAUGGCGACCCGAGUCCUUCAAAGAGUCAGCAAAGGCCUGAAACAGACGAAUAAUGGGCUCCAGGCGAACGGGCAGGUCACGGUUGUCGUAAGGAGUCUCUCAGCUUUCCGUGAAGACAGCUGGUUCAAGUCCCUGUUUGUUAGAAAGGUCGACCCCAGAAAGGACGCUCACUCUCAUCUGCUCGCCAAGAAGGAAGACAACAACCUGUACAAAAUACAGUUUCACAAUGUCAAGCCUGAGUGCCUUGAUGCUUACAAUGACCUUUGUGCGGACGUCUUGCCUUCCAUUCAUGCUAACCCUGAAUACACUUGUGAGCUUGUGGGCACAUGGAACACCUGGUACGGAGAGCAGGAUCAGGCAGUUCACCUGUGGAGAUAUCGGGGAGGAUACCCGGCUCUCACCGAAGUCAUGAACAAACUCAGGCAGAAUAAGGAGUUUAUGGACUACAGGAAAGAGAGGGGAAAGAUGCUGCUGUCUCGUAGGAACCAGCUGCUGCUGGAGUUCAGCUUCUGGAACGAACCCGUCCCUCGUCCAGGACCCAACAUCUACGAGCUCCGAUCAUACCAACUCAGGCCGGGGACGAUGAUCGAGUGGGGAAAUUACUGGGCACGUGCGAUCGAGUUUCGUCAGGAGAACCACGAGGCAGUGGGAGGCUUUUUCUCACAGAUCGGAAGCCUGUACACAGUUCACCACUUAUGGGCCUACAAAGACCUUCAGUCCAGAGAAGACACCAGAAAUGCAGCCUGGCGGCGUGAGGGUUGGGAUGAGGUUGUUUAUUACACAGUCCCUCUCAUUCAGCACAUGGAAUCUAGAAUAAUGAUUCCCAUGAAGAAUUCGCCCUUGAAGUAACCACAAACAGCGGGGGAGCCUCUCAACAGCCACUGCAACUGUCGCACUGACCUGUGGAGAGCGUAACCAACCAUCAGAGUGUGCACUGCCAGGGAAAUCUGCAUAACAUCAACAUGCUGUUUCAGUUUUUGUUUUUCUUUGUCGUUUCUUUACUCCCCGUUUCUGUGUGGGCUUAGAAUGUCUUAUUUCGGGUGGUGGAAGUUCAAAACAAAUCACCAAAACUGCAUCUGUUACAGCGGUUAAUGUGUUACUGAUUCAUUAAUGUGCUUUGUGUAGACAAAAUAUAAUUUGACAUGCCCCUCC
Messenger RNA from Epinephelus moara (kelp grouper), 1635 nucleotides. Its product is annotated as protein NipSnap homolog 2-like. Bases 484 to 1332 code for a protein of 282 amino acids. Lineage: Eukaryota; Metazoa; Chordata; Actinopteri; Perciformes; Serranidae. Gene Ontology annotation, cellular component: mitochondrion. The record is from RefSeq and is a predicted model, not a curated record. The transcript is spliced from 10 exons.